UUUCCCCCUAAAGCUGCUGCCCUAGGCAUGGGUCCACAGGUGCCUAUAUAUAAAUACAGGCCAGCCCAAUAACAAAAUUCUUAAUUCAGUAAUUUAUAAAAAUACAUCAGUAAAUUAAAUGAAUUCUUAUCUAUGAUAAUUGAUAAUAAUUUAAUUUCAAUUUAUUAAAGUAGGGUAUAUACUAAGUGCAAUUAACGUUUUGAAAUGGGUCUCUAUAGGGUGAAUAGAGAACCAGCCUCCAGCAUGGAACAGAAUCUAAUUGCAAAUGCUGCUUGUGCCAUAGGAGUAUUCUAGUAUUGUAGUGUGCUGUUACAUGUAUUACAUGUGUGCUAUUAGAACAGCUACAUUGUAGCAAUUAUGGCUCUUCUUUUAGGUCCACCAGGCUAGCCAACCCCAUUCACGACAUCAACAACAACAACAAGCUAAAGAAUAUGUUAAAAUUACCCUGCUUGGAUCUCCAGCAGUGAAUGGGUCAAAAUGAGUCCUCAGAGCUUGUUGUGAAAUGGAUGGGAAUAGAACUGGCCCUGUAGAUACAGCUGAACACAUCAAAGGGAAAGAACUGGUGGAUUAUAUCUGUCAGUAUCUGAGCACUGUAAGAGAGAGGCGAGUCAAUCCGGAUGUACAGCCAGGCUAUAUGCGAGCUCUGCUGCCAGACAGUGCUCCAGUGGAAUCUGAAAGCUGGGAGAGAAUCUUCAGGGAUAUUGAAGACAUCAUAAUGCCAGGGGUGGUACAUUGGCAGAGUCCUCACAUGCAUGCUUACUUUCCUGCCCUGACAUCUUGGCCUUCCCUGCUAGGAGACAUGCUUGCUGAUGCAAUAAACUGCUUAGGAUUUACAUGGGCUUCCAGUCCAGCUUGCACUGAGCUGGAAAUGAAUGUGAUGGACUGGUUGGCUAAAAUGCUGGGUCUCCCUUGCCAUUUUCUCCAUCAUUAUCCAAGCAGCAAAGGAGGCGGUGUACUGCAGAGUACAGUGAGUGAAUCAACCUUGAUAGCUUUGCUGGCUGCAAGGAAGAACAAGAUUCUGGAAAUGAAAACCUCUGAACCAGAUUCAGAUGACUCCCAGCUGAAUUCCAGACUUAUUGCAUAUGCUUCCAACCAGGCUCAUUCAUCCGUGGAAAAGGCAGGUUUGAUUUCUCUAGUAAAAGUUCGAUUUUUGCCAGUGGAUGAAAAUUUCUGUCUUCGUGGUGACACCCUGAAAGCUGCAGUGGAAGAAGACAGAAAAAAUGGGCUUGUCCCUGUCUUUGUAUGUGCCACGUUGGGUACAACUGGUGUCUGUGCAUUUGACUAUUUGGCAGAACUGGGACCAGUUUGUGCCAGAGAAAAGCUGUGGCUGCACAUUGAUGCGGCGUAUGCAGGUACAGCCUUCUUGUGCCCGGAGUUCAGGACAUUGAUGAAUGGAGUAGACUAUGCUGAUUCAUUUACAUUCAAUCCAUCCAAGUGGAUGAUGGUUCAUUUUGACUGCACUGCUUUUUGGGUGAAAGAUAAAUACAAAUUACAGCAAACUUUCAGCGUCAACCCUAUUUACCUCAGGCAUGCAAACACAGGGGCUGCUACUGACUUCAUGCAUUGGCAGAUUCCCCUGAGCCGCCGCUUUCGCUCGUUAAAGCUCUGGUUUGUCAUUAGGUCGUUUGGAGUAAAAAAUCUGCAGGCGCACAUCAGGCAUGGGGCAGAGCUAGCCAAAUAUUUUGAGUCAUUGGUGACUAGUGACCAGAUGUUUGAAGUACCUGCAAAACGGCACCUUGGACUAGUUGUUUUCCGAUUAAAGGGUCCAAAUGUUUUGACAGAGGAAGUCUUGGCAGAGCUUACCAAGUCUGGAAAAAUGUACCUUGUACCAGCCACUAUCAAUGAUGAGCUUAUUAUACGUUUCACCGUCACCUCUCAGUUCACAACCAGGGAUGAUAUUUUGAGGGAUUGGAACCUGAUACGGCAGAGUGCCAUCAAUAUCACUAACCUGCACCAUGGACCUGUUAUCUCUAGCAACCCUACCACUAGUGACAACAAAAAUACACUGAAUAUAGGCAACACCAAAUGUGAUCAGGAAAAUGUAUUCCAGAAGGUCACUGUCCAACCAAAACAUGAGGUCUUUAAACCUAAAGACUGGGUAGAAUCAAUCUCUGAAGAUGACCUAGAUCCCUUUGAUGACUGCUUCUCAGAAAAUGAGCUGGUAGUUGGCAAACAUAGGAGGGCAUCUUUCCUGUACAAGUAUUGCUCUGUGCAAGAAAAGAAAACAGCCCGCUCCCUUAGCUGCAACAGUGUUCCAAUGCAUAAUGCUGAAAAGCUUGUGCCACGAGGGGAACAUCAGAAAGAUGACAGCAUUGUUUCCAACAUCCCAGGAAAGGUGAUGAUUCUAGAAAAGAAUGCCUUUAGAAAGUUAAUUAAGUUCUACAGUGUACCAAGUUUUCCGGAAUUCCGAAUUCAAUGUGGCCUUCAGUUUCCUUGCUGUCCCUUACAGGCAUUUGUUUAAGAAAUAAUAAUAACUUUAAUAAACUCAGUCUAAAUGUACUGCAGAGCUGAUUGUUGAUUUUAAGGAUAGAUUUUAGAAGGCUCGCUAAUUUAAAGGGCCAGUACCAUCAAAAUAAGGGCUUUCUAUACAUUCAAAUAUAAUCUAUUGUCAUUUAGAAUAUACUAUAUCAAACUUUAAAAAAUAACUAUUUUUUCAUACAGUUCUUUUUAUCCUGAAGUGCCCUAUGGGUUUGGUCUUUGCUGGUUUACACAAACAAAAUAUUUUUAAAUUCUUACAAAAAGCACAGAAAACACCAAAUGUGCCUCUUAGGUUAGAUAGAUAUUUUUUGGGCUGUACAGAAAUUAUACAUUAUAUUUGAAUUUAUAUGACUCUUCAUUUUGUUUGAUAUUGGCCCUAAGCUUGCAAUACUCCAAUCUCAGAAACACAGCUCCCCAAUAUAUUUGGCAUUUACUUGCACAUUUUGGGGGAUCAAUGAUUUCAUAUGCAAUCUGCUUUUUUAUUGUGCGUUGGCAUAUAAGAUUCAAUAAAAGUAAAUAUAUAUAUGUAUGUAUAUCCA
Xenopus tropicalis (tropical clawed frog) is the source of this 3017-nucleotide messenger RNA. It is a transcript of the gene hdc, whose product is annotated as histidine decarboxylase. Bases 503 to 2461 code for a protein of 652 amino acids. Gene Ontology annotation, molecular function: carbon-carbon lyase activity; carboxy-lyase activity; histidine decarboxylase activity. The record is from RefSeq and is a predicted model, not a curated record. NCBI's taxonomy places the organism in Eukaryota, Metazoa, Chordata, Amphibia, Anura, Pipidae. Gene Ontology annotation, biological process: amino acid metabolic process. The transcript is spliced from 12 exons.